UUCCUACAUUGCAUUUCCCCGGCAUAUAUAGAGAUCGGAGCACUGCACUUGAAAGUACUGUUGUAACUGACAGGUUUCACUGCACCAUGAUCUUACCCAGCAUUUUGAUAUGUGUAACCUUCAGCAUAAGGUUCACUUAUUCCCUGGAUACGUUUGUUGCAGCGGUCUAUGAACAUGUUCCUUUUUUUCCAGACCCAAGUCAGGCACCUGUAACAAAGGAGGAAGCUUUGGCUCUUAUGAACAGAAAUAUAGAUGUUUUGGAAACAGCAGUAAUAACGGCAGCACAAAAGGGGGCACAUAUCAUAGUCACACCAGAAUAUGCUAUAUGUUGUUUUGGUUUAAGCAGAGAAGCUGUAUUUCCUUAUCUUGAAGAUGUCCCUGACCCUGCCGUCAAUUGGAUUCCAUGCAAUGAUCCCCACAGGUUUGGCCAAGCACCAGUACAGGAAAGACUAAGCUGCAUUGCAAAAAAUAAUUCCAUUUAUUUUGCGGCAAACUUUGGGGACAAAAAAUGUUGUAGUGCUAGUGACUCUCGCUGUCCUCAGGAUGGAUAUUAUUUCUAUGAUACUACUGUUGUGUAUGAUCCUGACGGAAAACUUGUAGCACGUUAUCACAAGUACCAUCUCUUUUUGGGUGAAUCACAGUUUAAUGUUCCAGAAAAACCUGAGAUAAGUACAUUUGAUACACCAUUUGGGAAAUUUGGCAUCUUCAUCUGUUAUGAUAUACUGUACUAUAACCCUGCUGUAAUCCUAGUUACUGAGCACAAUGUGGAUACAAUUAUAUUCACAACGGCCUGGUUUAAUACUCUCCCUCACUACAGUGCUAUUCAAUUUCACUCAUCAUGGGCAUUGGGGAUGAGAUCCAACCUCCUAUCAGCUAAUAUACAUAAUAUUAGUCUGGACAUGACAGGAAGUGGAAUAUUUUCAUCAGAUAAGCUUGGACCAUAUUACUACAACAAUACCGUCGAUGAGGGUCAUUUGGUUUUAUCAGAACUGAAAUCCUGCACAAGAAACAGCACGGAAUGGUCCCCAAUCCAAUGGCACAAGUAUGCAUCUCAGAUUACGAAACCUUUACCAAGCAGAAAAGUGUUCACUGGAGAACUGCUUCUUGAUAAUUAUACCAUGACUGAGCUGACAGAUCUUCAAGGAUAUGCUGCAGUUUGCCACCAUAAUCUCUGUUGUUACCUGAACUAUAGCAUGCUGGAGAAGAGAAAUGAUGAAGUAUAUGUACUUGGUGCUUAUGAUGGCUACCAUGGGCCACAUCAAGUCUUUUAUAUUGAGGUGUGCACACUGGUGAAGUGUACAAACUUAGAGAAUUGUCACAUAGCUACAGACACUGCAUACACCAAAUUUGAAUCAUUUUCUCUAGCUGGUACAUUUGAAUCCACCAUUGUCUAUCCAGAAGUCCUGCUCAGUGGAGUUCAGUUGGAUCCGGAUAUAUUUCAGGUGUUGAAAGAUGGGCGCUUAGUGAGUCAAGCAAAGAUUUCUUCUAGAGCACUUCUCAGUGUCAAUCUUUUGGGGAGAAAUUAUAUAAAAGAUCCAACACAUUUAAAUAUCUCAAUAUUGUCUUAAAAUGUCAAACAAUAUAUCUUGAUUGUUACGUGGAUGCAUACCUUGCUUUAUUAAAGAGGUAUUCUGGUU
Molecule: messenger RNA, 1637 nt
Organism: Bufo gargarizans (Asiatic toad)
Lineage: Eukaryota; Metazoa; Chordata; Amphibia; Anura; Bufonidae
Product: pantetheinase-like
Exons: 7
Coding region: 87-1568 (493 amino acids)
Molecular function (GO): hydrolase activity, acting on carbon-nitrogen (but not peptide) bonds, in linear amides
Source: RefSeq, a predicted model, not a curated record